GAGUGCCGUACUUGUAUUGAUAAUUUUUACACUGAUAACAAAUUCGACAGUGAUACACCAGCCACCAUAAUGUGCGCGUGUAGGCAAAGAAAAUCCUUCCUGAUCGAGGAUAUCCUGCAGGAUGUUAAGAAGAAACCGUACAAGAACUUAAGCCAGGAGCCGACGAAACCACUGACGUGUACUACUGAGGUCAAAGAGCAUAGAGACGAUGAUAAAGAUAACACGACAAAGUUUAAUGUAAUAUGCGAAGUACAAAAUGAAAUGGAUUUCACGAAAAUCAAUCUGGAACAGAGAAGGAACACGUACCCGCUGCAACCCACACCGAUCAAGGCCAACCUACCAUGGACGUACAGAGGGAAAGAUCCAGUGUACCAGAUCAGUUAUUACAGCGAGCCGAUGCUAAACAGUAAUCAGAUACUAAGAAACCAGUUGAUAGCGAAUAGAUACGUAACGCAUCCGUACACGCUGCGGCAGACGUUCGGAUUUGAUAGAGUACCUCCAAACUGCUGCAAUCCGUGGUGGGGCUUGGGAGGCAGACGGAAGGGAGGGCAGGUGCGGUUUACUGCUACGCAGACCGGCGCGCUGGAGCGUCGUUUCAACGCCAGCAAGUAUCUCAGCCCUGAUGAGAGGAGGACCCUCGCUUCCACGCUUAGACUUAGUGAUCGGCAGGUAAAAACGUGGUUCCAAAACCGUCGUGCCAAGUGGCGCAGGACGACUCCUGACUCCGCUGAUGCAGGGAGCCCGCCCACCGCUGACGAAGGCUCCGACGACGACGUGCACAUAGCUGACGAAGACUGAACGGAACUGACCGAAUGAAUGAACGAUGAAAAUGGAAUAAACUUUAUUGCACGGC
Messenger RNA from Manduca sexta (tobacco hornworm), 853 nucleotides. RefSeq names its product homeobox protein Hox-A7 (gene HHEX). The coding region runs from base 70 to 798 and encodes 242 amino acids. Gene Ontology annotation, biological process: cell differentiation; regulation of transcription by RNA polymerase II. The transcript has 3 exons. Gene Ontology annotation, molecular function: RNA polymerase II cis-regulatory region sequence-specific DNA binding; DNA-binding transcription factor activity, RNA polymerase II-specific. NCBI's taxonomy places the organism in Eukaryota, Metazoa, Arthropoda, Insecta, Lepidoptera, Sphingidae. The record is from RefSeq and is a predicted model, not a curated record.